Mugil cephalus (flathead mullet) is the source of this 4838-nucleotide messenger RNA. It is a transcript of the gene itga3b, whose product is annotated as integrin, alpha 3b. The record is from RefSeq and is a predicted model, not a curated record. Gene Ontology annotation, biological process: cell adhesion mediated by integrin; cell-cell adhesion; cell-matrix adhesion. Bases 267 to 3464 code for a protein of 1065 amino acids. Lineage: Eukaryota; Metazoa; Chordata; Actinopteri; Mugiliformes; Mugilidae. Gene Ontology annotation, cellular component: integrin complex; external side of plasma membrane. The transcript is spliced from 25 exons. Gene Ontology annotation, molecular function: integrin binding.
GGAAAGUAGAGCAAGACUGGCAGAAAGACAGAGAGAGAGAGAAAGAGAGAGAGAGGGAGAGAGAGAGGUACAGGGAGGCAGACACCGACACCUAGGCGGUGACACAGCGAGUGCGCGGUUGGGACAGCCGGCUCUCAAUGGGGAGGUCUCUGUGAGGCGGUAGCCUACCUGUUGGCGCUCAUAGGGCGAGAGCGCCGUGUCGGACCUGCGUAGGACGUGGACCUGCUGGAAGCCGACUGCACUGGAGAAGAGAGAGCGGCUUAAACAUGUCUUCGAGGCUAGUUCUCUGUGCUUUGUUUGUCUUUCAUCAAUGGACGCAAACAUGCACCGGAUUUAAUAUAGAUGAACGCUUCCCUGUGAUCAAAGAGGGGAAAACCAAAGGGAGCUUCUUUGGACUCUCGGUGGCUAUGCAUGAGCAGACGGAGGGCUCCAAAAAAUACCUGCUUCUCGCAGGAGCACCCAAAGAGAAAGCUGAUUCUCUACAAAAUGUCAAUGAGACAGGCGCUGUCUACUCCUGUCCCAUCACCACCGACUCCACGGACUGCUCCAGAAUGGACCUGGUCACCAAAACAAAUUCAGACGAGAUGGUGGAGGGCAUGUGGUUGGGCGUGACAGUGGCCAGUCAGAGGGGCCAGCAGCGGGGACGUGUCCUGGCAUGUGGGCACCGCUAUGUGAAGAUCAUCCAGGGAGGCACAGAGGAGCAGCGGCGGAUGAUAGGAAAGUGCUACGUGAGGAGCAACGACCUGACCUAUGACCCCAACGAUGAGUGGCAGACCUACAGUUACGAGGUCUGCAACCCCAAUCUUGACAUGGAGUUCGAGGGCAUGUGCAACACAGGCAUCUCGGGAGGCAUGACGGAGACCGACGUCUAUAUCGGCGCUACAGGCAGCUACUUGUGGCAAGGAAAUGUUCAUGUAACAUGGAGAGACCCCGAUCCAGCUAACGCCUGGGACUCUGUCGACAAAAACUUUGGACAGCUGAAGAAGCAAUACAGUUAUAUGGGUUACUCGGUUCUUGAAGAGCAGAAGCUGCUGAGUCGCGACGACUACACAGUGGUGACAGGGUCUCCCAGGUACGAGUCCAAGGGCUCUGUGAUGUUGGGAACGAAGACUCAAAGCAACAUCCAGCUGGUGCAAAUCAUCCCCGGCGAACAAGUGGGCUCGUACUUUGGAAACACCCUGGCAGUCAUCGACCUCAACAAUGACGACUGGAAUGACUUGAUUGUGGGUGCUCCGUUUUACUUUGACCGGAUGAAGGAUCAGGGCGGCGCCGUGUACAUCUUCAUAAACGAGAACGGAUCUUUCCAGAAUACCUCCACCAUGGUGCUGAAGGGCCCCUCUGAUUCUGGAUUCGGCUUUGCACUGGCGUCUAUUGGAGACAUCAACCAAGAUGGAUUCCAAGACUUUGCAGUGGGAGCUCCAUUCCACGACACGGGCAAAGUCUACAUAUGGAUGGGCAGCAAAAAGGGGAUCUCUAACGAGCCCAGUCAGGUGAUUGAGGGUAAGUCCGUGGACAGCAACGGAUUCCGGACAUUCGGCUACUCUAUCAAUGGAGGCAUGGACAUGGACGACAACAGUUACCCUGACAUCUUAGUGGGCUCUCUGGACGAUCGCAUUGCACUGCUCAGAGCUCGACCAGUCGUUCACUUAACUAAAGACUUCACAGUUGAGCCCAAGAUUGUGGAACCUAAUCAGUGUGCAGACAACAAACCAUGCAUUAAUGCAACCCUGUGCAUGUCGUUCACACUAAGCAAUGGAAACAAGGAUUUCAAAAGAAAUAUCACGGUGAAUUACACAAUAGAGGCUGACAUGGAGAGGAGGAGCCGUCGUGUUCGUUUCCUGGAUAAAGACGAUGACACAUACACCGGCUUGCUGACCGUGCCAUCAACCAAAUCCAAGUGUAUUACUCUGCAACUGGUUACAAAAGGGCCUGUGAGGGACAAACUGGAACCAGUGGUCUUUGCUCUCAGCUUGUCAUUGCAUGAACAAAAACCUAAAACCAGACGCUCUCUGCAAAACCUGGACUCCUUCCCGAUACUGAGCCAGGAGCAGAAACUGACCCAAAGAACUGAGAUUAACUUUCAGAAGGAGUGUGGCUCAGACAACAAAUGUACCAGUAACCUGCAGCUGACAGCCCAGUUUGUAAACCAAAAAGAAGAGCCUUUCCCCAGGAAGGGCAACCUCCAAGUGCUCAAUUUUGACAGUACUAUGAAGGUCAUAGGACUAAUGGUGGAGGUGACCAACCCUAACGGUGAGGACGCACACCAGGCCAUGCUCAACAUCACCAUCUCUGAUGCACUGAGAUACCGAGGAGUCCGAUCUGAUGACAGUGACGUUGAGUGCAAUUUUGAAACCACAGUCAUUUGCGAACUGGGCAAUCCACUUAAAGGCAAUGAAAAGGUGUCCCUGCAGGUCAUUUUUGAGACGUCGGGGAUCAGUCUGUACACAGAAAAGAUUGAGUCCCAGUUGCUUUUGUCAACUCUUAGUGAGCAGAGUGACCUGAAUCCCGUGCCUGUGGCCAUGCUGAUUGAAAACACCAUUGUCCCGUUCUUCGACUUGAAGAAGCCUUUGCUGACAACAUUUGGAGGGACAGUGAAGGGUGAGUCAGCCAUGGUCAACACCAGUGACGUGGGCAGUCUGGUGGAGUUAAUCUUCAACGUGAGGGGACAGCCCCUGGGAGACAUGGGCACCCUGGCCUUGGAGUUUGAGUGGCCCUAUGAGGUAGCCAGUGGCAAGUGGCUGCUCUACCUGACGAAGAUUGUUGUCCAGGGCGAAUCAGAAAUGGAAUGUACCCCACCGGAAGUCAACCCGCUCAACCUAACUUUGUCAGAGGGCAGAUCUAAGCGGGUUAAACGGCAGAUUGUUGUGGAUGAUGCUGAAGAUAGUGGCCUGUCUCAUAGUAUUGAGCAACAGUCAACAAUAGGGCUCACCAUUCCUCACAAAGAGUCGUACCUCUUGGACUGCUCCAAGGGGACGGCGAGAUGUGUGAAGUUUACCUGUCCGCUGCUCAACAUGUCAGAUUCCGCCACGAUUCACGUCAGGUCACGAUUGUGGAACAGUACAAUGCUAGAGGACUAUUCCAAUGCUCUGACAGUCACAGUCAAAGGACAAGCCACACUGAAACUCAUCACCGACAAACCAACCCUCAAGAUGGAGAGUCAGACACGUGAGUUCAAAGUAGAGGUAGAGCCAGUGGAGGGAGUGGAGACACCUUAUGAGCUUCCCCUAUGGAUUAUCAUCUCUGCGGUUGUAGCAGGAGUUGUUCUACUGGGAAUUAUCAUUCUUAUUUUAUGGAAGUUUGGAUUCUUCAAGAGAGCCAUCUACUACCGGAUAAUGCCAAAGCACCAGGGGGUGAAAAUUCGCAGGGCUGAGCGCUAUCAGUUCAAUCUGGGAUUUCAGCCUGAGGAGCCACAGAAAAAGUACUGGAUCACCAACUGGACAGAAAUGCAGCGUUAUUACUACUGAGGCCUUGCUUGCAACCCUGAACCUCUCACAGUCACACUAGCCUGACAGCGGGCCAAACAAAGAACGCUUUAUCGAGCCACAUGGACCUUGCAAUGCAUUGACCAUCUGUGGAUAGUGCAUUCCAUUUUUAUGCUUUUUUUGUGCAAUAUUUUGGACAUUUUGUUUAAGAGAUUGUAAUUUGUUAAGUAUUUGUUGAUGAAUGCAGCAUUGUGCAUGUGUAUUAGAAUCUGGGUUGCAGUCAAGAGUAAAUUUCCUUUGAUUAUGUUGUAGGCGUUAAUGUGCUGAACCUGACAUCUACAUAUAUUUUUUUUCUUUCGGAGUCCCCUGAGAGGAGCUGCUGGUCAUUUGUUGUGUUUCCACCAUGUCUUUUUUUCCUCAAAUUUCCAAGUCUCUCAAUUUUUUUUCUGUGGCUGUUCUUCAAGCUCUAUCCCCAGACCAUUGUGUUGGUGGCUCUGCAUGGUUAACCAAUUGAAAUCGUUUUCAAACUGCACUUAUAAUGCGGCGCUGAUGACCAGCACCCACUCUGUUUUGAGUGAACAUGCAUUGUUAUGUGAAUGUCCAUGUCAGUGUCUCAAAAUGACCGUUGCACUGAUCUCCGCUGUGGAAAGAGACUUUGUAUUUUGCUCUGGUUUCAUGGAAAUAACGUUUACGUGGGCGAGUAAUACAUUUAAUAGACCCAGCGGACGUACUGUAAUUAUCCACAUUAAAUUCCACAGCAAGGGUCAUCCAAGCAGCCCUUUAACGAGCUGAAAAGCAAUAUCUUCAUCAGUACAUAGAAUUAGAAGAGGGAGUACACUUGAUUGUUAUUUAUUACACCAUCUUGGGCUAAUGAAAGAGUUUAUCUGGAUAUAUUGAGAAACUUAUACAGGGAGUCGCAACACUGGAGACAUACAUGAUAUUAUACCUGUGUGGAGAUUUUAAAGCGCCAGCAUUGAUAGGUACGUUGUAAUUGUACAUAGUGACAAGUUGCGUAACACUGAUUAUUUGAUUGAAUGUGUAUGUGGUCAGCCUUUGUUCUUUCACUGUCACCAAGCUUUGCAUUUUUAUACAAGAGCGCUGACUGACACUUGGAUUGUUUCCAAGCCAUUGAGGCCCCCUUCGAGGUCAACCUGCAGCACUGAAGAUCGACUGGACUGAGAGAAGACAGUCGUUGGACUGUCUCUGAUGGGAGCAAGUGUUGUGUUACCACUCUAGUUGGUGUUACCUGAGAGCCCGCAGGUAUUCUGUUGACUGUGUGACUAUGGCCGUUACAGAGACUAUAUUGACUCCAUUGAAAGGGGGAAGGGCUUAACCCAAUGCACAAACUCUGUUUUCUGUGGUGGUGUUAUUUUUGUACUGUGCAGCUUCGGUGUAAUUAAACAGUUUUUAACAACA